ACCCCAGAACCAGAUGUGUGGGGCGGGUGCAACCAGAUGGACUCUCACCAGACUGUGACUGCCACACUUCAAUGACUUGAAUCUGAAGGGGAAUCACCAGGGCAGGGACAGAGGAGGAAAAAAAGGAAUGGGACGGGCGAGGGCGUGUUGGAUCAGCGUUCACAAAAGCACCAGCAAAACCCGUGACACACAUUGUGGCCACUUGCUCUUCACCUCCACACGAGGCCGACGAGACCGUGGUGUGGCAGGACGUGUUCUGAUUCAUUUCACUUUCGUCUGGCCCCAUGGAGGGACUCGAAGAGCCGAAAUUUGCCCUGAGGGGCCUGAAUGAAAGGCUGAAGGGGUUUCUGGAGCAUGUGAAUCAGUUGGAACGGACCAACCGCGAACUGGAGGAGCAGAUUGGAGAGUGGAGAUUGAGGAACGUCGCUGUGUGGCGGGACUGGAGCGACAAGGAGGCGCUGACACAGGAACUGCAAGCUCAGGUUAGGAUGAUCAUAAGGGAAAAUGCAGAAGUCUUGUUACAAUCCGAUGCAAUGAAACUCAGGGCUGCACAUUUAAAGACCAGGUGUGAAACCGAGAAGAAACUCCGUCUCUUAAAGGAGCAGGAGGUGUCCCAGCUGAAGAUAAAGAAGAUCGAGAUGGAAACAUCCAGCGGUCUCCUGGAAAAGCAGCUUUGUGAAUACCGAAAUGAGUUCCAGCAGGUCGUGGAGGAACAUGAGCACCAGCGGCGAGCGGUAGAGGAGUGUGAUAGAGUGCUAGCGCAGGUUGUUGCAGGAGAGGAUGGCAGAGGAAUGGAUCUCUCCCGGACCAGCACCCAGUGCGACCACUUCAGCCUGGCCCAGAGCAGCCCUGACUCAGCCACACCACCAAAUCCAGCCCCAGGCUCUGGUCCUGCUUCACAGAGAAGGCCCCAAAAGGAUGCAACCAACCCCACAGCUGCGUUUCUGCCACAGGUGAGAGCCGGUGACGAGGCCAUGAAAGAGGCACGAGCCGAACUCACGGAGGCCCGAAAGAGAUGGCACCGUCUACAAGUGGAAAUUGAAUCGUUACAUGCCUUGGAAAGGAGUCUCCAUAGCUCCCUACACCACACUCAGCUCCAGUACUCUGUGCAGCUCAAGGAUCUGUCUCGGUCUGUGUGGAGUUUGGAGUCUGAGCUAGAAACUGUGCGGGAUGGUCUGGAAAUCCAGAAACAGAACCAUACCCAGCUCCUCAACACCAAGAUGAGGCUGGAGAGAGAGAUUGCAACGUACAGGAAACUCCUGGAACACGAGGAGGGCAGGUUUCUGAACACAGAUGGUCGGCCUCUAAAGCUGAAGCCAUGGAAGGGGUCCGUUCCUAAUUCAGAGCAGAACGGCCUGCCCAACGGAUGUGACGAGGAAAUCGCUGAGCCGUUCUUCACUGAGAGGACUCCAAAAAUAAGCCCGGGCCUUCAGGGACAGCAGAGUCUUGUCAUCCUCACAGAACCAGUCUUAAACAAAAAUGGGGAGAUCUGUACUGUGAAGACUCAGGAGAUUCUGGAAGGAAAUGUAGUGAGGGAGAGCGCCGAGGGUCACGGAAAUGUGGAGACAGAGAAGAUUGACAAGGUCAUCAGGCAAUGGGAAGGGUCAUUCUUUAAAGGAAAUCCCAAGCUGAGGAAGAAAUCCGUGUCUCUGCGUUUCAACCUUCAUAUGGCUGUAGCGGAUGAGGGUUGCAGCCACAUAAAACAGGACAGUCUCCCUAACGUGGAGGUCCGUCUGGUCAUGAGACGGUCUCGCAGCAUACCCACUUUUGCCCAGUGUAAUGCUACUACAUCACAACUGUGACCUACAGCAUUACAGUUGAGUAGUGGACACCACGUCUCAAUGUCACGGCGGCUAAUAAAAGCAAAUCACUUUAGUGACGUCAUACAACUUUUGCCAUUUGAAAGAAAAAAGCAUCACAUCAUCAGUAAAGCGUUUAAAAAACAAAACAACUCAAAUAGCUUUUACGAUUGUCAUGAACUCAUGCAGAUAAAGCUACUUUAAGAUAUGUCAAGACAAAUUAAUUUGUAGUUGAUUUACUUUACUUUGAACUUGAUGAAUGGGAGUACGAACGUCUCGCGGUAUUUCAGAUUUCGUACAUUGCGACACUCUCUGUGGACGCUCUACUGCUACAUUAUUAGCACAUAAUACAGUACUAAAAACCUAUAAAAACUAUUGGUUUGAUAAAACAUAAAAUAUAUAUAGUUUAUACAUCUAAAGAGCUGAAUCUUCUGUCUCAGUGAGUAAAGGUCAAUGUGGAUAUAGAGAUUUCACAUUCAGUGCAGCACAACAAAAGACGCCUUAUUGCAUUUGACAAAUGUUACGGAACUAAUUUAACACUCCGGUGAACGCUUAGGAGGUAUUAAGUUCUGGUUGUGCAGGAGACUGUAGUGUGAACAUAAAUAAAAUAUUGAGAAAUUUGCAAAAAUUAGCAGCCAAAACAAGUGAUUUAUGGUGAAACCUCACGAUAUUUCCUGCAUGGAUGUGUACUGAAUGACUAGCAGUCUGUCACUGCAGAGAGAAGGAGAUGCUAAAAGUGAAAUGUUGACUAUGAUCUUCUCUAUUGCUUACACUUGCCUAUAAAAGUUAUAUUGCAUGCAUAUAUAGUUUAUGCUUCAUUUAAAGUGCACAUACUGUGUUUUCCAAACAAAUAUGAUGCAAGAUUGUUCAGAAAACUUGAUCAUACCUCAACAACCAAUUUUGCAUUUCUCAUCUACACGUGUUAAUCAUUUAAACUGAUUUAUUUACAUACCCAUUACGUUCUACCUCUGAUGGUUGUUGUACUGUAAAUACAUUGGGUUCUUCCUGAUGCAACAAAGAAAUGGAUACAUAUGCGUAUAAUUUAAUUUAAAGUUAUAUUAAAUCUUAUUAAAAUCUAUAUCCCUGAAAUAUGAAUAUAUGUAUUAGUUACUGCUUUAGUUUCUUAUGUAAUGCACAAUCUAGUGCCAUACAGGAGGAUAAUGUUUGGCGUUUCGUCUUCUAUCCAUGGGAUUGUAACUCACUCUAAGAAAUGUGAAGGGAAAUUACACCAUAUGCAUUGUUAAAAUUGCCAAUUUCAUAUGCACUUUAAUGGAUUAAAAUCAAAACAUUGCUAACUUUC
Molecule: messenger RNA, 3099 nt
Organism: Carassius auratus (goldfish)
Lineage: Eukaryota; Metazoa; Chordata; Actinopteri; Cypriniformes; Cyprinidae
Product: keratin, type I cytoskeletal 19-like
Exons: 11
Coding region: 285-1802 (505 amino acids)
Molecular function (GO): structural molecule activity
Source: RefSeq, a predicted model, not a curated record